This is a messenger RNA of Capsella rubella, 651 nucleotides long. RefSeq lists its product as uncharacterized. The transcript has 3 exons. The record is from RefSeq and is a predicted model, not a curated record. Lineage: Eukaryota; Viridiplantae; Streptophyta; Magnoliopsida; Brassicales; Brassicaceae. Gene Ontology annotation, biological process: regulation of gene expression. Gene Ontology annotation, cellular component: peroxisome. Bases 1 to 651 code for a protein of 216 amino acids.
AUGCCCAGAAAUGAAUCGUACCCACGGACCACCUGCGAGACAUACCGCAGAUUGUUCCCUUGGACCAGCAGCAAGACAGACCGCCUGCGUAAAACGUUAGUCAUAUGGGAUAUUGAGGAUUACACAAUCCCUGAAGGAGAAGGUCUCGAUCUUGAUUGCAUCAAGCAGAAAAUCGAAGCAGCUAUAAAGAAGGAGGGUUUUGAUAUUAGAAUGAUGCUGACCAUUUGGGUUUUCGGUGGUGCCGAGAAUUCAAGCUUUGUUGAAUUGAAAGCCAAAUUUUGGGACGCCGGAUUUCGUGUCCAUCCCUUUGAAGGGGAUAAACUUGGCAGGUUUAACACUAUGUUUGCGGACGUUGCUAUCUGGUCAUUCAGCUUGGGAGAGCCAGCAAAUUUGCUGAUACUCUCAGAAGAAAAGGAGAACAUGGAACAUGACCUCAAAUUCUGCAGAUUUCGUCAAGCUUUAGAAAAUAAAGGUUUCACUGUUGCCUCAGAACACCCUGAUAUUCUCUUUAACCAAGAAACUGCCGUUGAAGAAGAGCCACCACAAGGUCUUAACCGUGUACCUUACUAUGAUGUCGCAAGUGACGGCAGUCUUACGAUUGCUUACUGGCCGCCCAUACAAACCUCCGAUCCUCCUGAGCCUUACCCCUGA